GUGUGUGUGUGUGUGUGUAUGUGUGUGUGUGUGUGUGUGCGCGCGCGCGCGCGCGUUGAAACGCCUGUAACGUUAACUACAGUAGGCUACCCCUGCGGUCCGCUCUAGCUUUCUCCAGCGGAAAGCGGUCGAUGGAUUUCCAAAACCUUUGCAAUUUUGACACUUUUAAGCAAGUGUGGAGUCACUACGGUUAUCAUGAGGAAAACCUCCAAGAAGUGAUUAAGCGGGAGUUCACACGGAUUAAAGGAACAACAUAUCUGGAUCAUGCAGCAACUACUCUGUACCCAGAGUCUCUGGUCAGGGACUACUUUCAGGACCUUUCAAGAAACGUGUACGGAAACCCACACAGCCAUAACCCCAGCAGCAGAUUGACACAUGACACAGUGGAGAGGGUCAGAUACAGGGUAUUGCAGCAUUUUAACACCACCCCUGAGGAGUACUCUGUGAUUUUCACUGCUGGUUGUACAUCCGCACUCAAAUUAGUGGCUGAGAGCUUUCCCUGGAGGCCACAGACUGAGAGCAAAGCGGGGAGUCAUUUCUGCUACCUCACUGACAGCCAUACCUCUGUAGUUGGCAUGAGAGGACUGACUUCUGGCCUGGGGGUAGUUGCCUUGCCUGUCUCCCCACGGGAAGUGGAAAACAAAGCAAAGGAUGGGGCUCAAGGUGAAGAUGUUAUUUGCCAGACGCCGCACCUGUUCUGCUACCCAGCACAGAGCAACUUCUCUGGGAGGAAGUAUCCCCUUAGCCAUGUGAAUGGCAUCCAGGCGAGACACCUUUACCCAGCAUGUGACCACCAAGGCCACUGGUUUGUGCUGCUUGAUGCAGCCUCUCAUGUCAGCUGUUCCCCUCUAAACCUACAGGAGUGCCCUGCUGAUUUCAUUCCUAUCUCAUUCUAUAAGAUGUUUGGCUUCCCCACAGGUCUGGGGGCCCUUCUUGUCCGUAACGACGCAGCAGGCAUGCUAAAAAAGACUUAUUUUGGAGGAGGCACAGCAGCAGCUUACCUUUCUGGAGAAGAUUAUUAUGUGCAGGCAGCAAACAUUUCUGACAGAUUUGAAGACGGGACUGUGUCUUUUUUGGACAUCAUUGCUGUAAAUCAUGGUUUUGACGCUCUUUACAGGAUCACAGGGGGCAUGCACAACAUUCAACAGCACACGUUUGGCUUGGCACGCUACACUUACAUGCUGCUGUCAAGUCUUUGCCAUGGCAACGGGCUACCAGCUGCUCAGAUAUACUCCGAAGGCCAGUUUGAGAGUCCAAUCACACAGGGCGCAAUCCUAAACUUCAACCUCAAGGAUUGUUAUGGACAGAUAAUUGGGUAUUCUCAGGUGGACAGAAUGGCCAGUUUGUACAAUAUCCAUGUGCGCACAGGUUGCUUCUGCAACACCGGGGCCUGUCAGUCCUUCCUCGGGAUCACCAAUCAGCAGAUGAGGAGAAACCUGCAGGCUGGCCACGUCUGCGGAGACUGCAUCGACCUGGUGGACGGCCAGCCGACCGGAUCUGUACGCGUGUCCUUUGGCUACAUGUCAACAUUUGAAGACUGUCAAAAGUUCCUGAACUUUGUUGUUGAGUGCUUUGUAGAGAAACCAGUCACAGUGGACCAAGUGAGAAUAGAGAAGCUAAAAACAGCCACAGCAGCAUCCCAGGAUGUAAAUGAAUAUCCAAUCAAAAUCCCUAAUGGAGAAAUAUGUAAAGUAGAUGAGAAGGAGAGCCCUACAGAAGUAUUACUGAGGGGAUUUGGACACAGAGACUCAAACAGCCACGAGGAAGCUUAUACUCUGACCAACAUCUACAUAUAUCCCAUAAAAUCAUGUGGAGCCUAUGAGGUCAACGACUGGCCGGUGGGACCACUGGGUUUACUGUAUGACAGAAGCUGGAUGGUGGUGAAUGGAAACGGCGUGUGUCUGAGUCAGAAGAGAGAGCCGCGUUUAUGCCUCAUUCACCCACAAGUCCACCUGCCCUCAAACAAAUUGCUCCUGCAGGCAUCAGGGAUAGAUACCAUUACGGUUCCCCUGGAAAACAACACUCAAAUGCACACAAGCUAUCGGGUGUGUCAGAGUAAAGUUUGUGGUGACAGGGUGGAGACUGUCGACUGUGGGGAUGAGGCUGCAUCGUGGCUUUCAAACUUCCUUGGACAGCCAUGCCGCCUGAUAAGACAAAGUCCUGAUUUCACCCGAGACAUGAAGAAGAGGCCUAGUGGAGGAACCGAAACAACCACCACCUCAGCGUCCCUCUCCCUGGUAAAUGAAGCUCAGUAUCUCAUGAUCAACCGUGCCAGUGUGGAGCUCAUUCAGAAACUAAUGAGCAGCAGGCAGGACGACUCCGAGGGCGAUCAGCUCCUUGACACACAGAAUAUCAUUAGCCGCUUCCGAGCCAAUUUAGUCAUCGCUGGAGUAGAACCGUUUGAGGAGGAUAAUUGGCCACACUUGAUUAUUGGCAACACUCCAUUCGUGUUUGCAGGUCAGUGUGGAAGGUGUCAGAUGAUUGGAGUAGACCAGGAGACUGGGACCAAAACAAAAGAGCCGCUAAUGUCUCUGGCGGCCUACCGCAAUGGGAAGGUCACUUUUGGUGUGUACCUGACCCAUCAGCUACCAGAAGGCUCCACUAAAGCCAGUGUCCUCUCUGCUGGUUCCCUGAUACAGCCAGAGCCACACCGUUCUUGAAGUAGUCAUCUGCAUCAUCCUCUUUAUUUAUUUUGCUGACGUCUUUGGCCCAAAGACGUCAUUUCUGCGCUGCACAUCCUAAAGAUCACCUGUCAAAACACUGUGGCGAGUUUCUAUAGAUGCUGCUCUUUAAUUUGUCUGUGUGGCUUUUGUCCUCUCAAGUGUCCAUUUCAUACCCAGGCAUUCAGAUUUUAUUCCAUCCAUUUUGAUGGGAAAUUAAUGAGACUUCUGGAUUUAUUUUACCCCCCAAUGGUUACAUUCUUAAAAUGUGUGCAGUAAAGUGUAUUUAAUUGCAUGACAAAAUUAUAAUUUGAAUAUAUUCCUGUUAUUUUAGCCAAAACAUUUCAGGCUUGAUCCAAUAAUCGCUGCUCAUGUUAACCUCCCCACAGUUCUUGCUCUGUUUAUUCCCAUGGAGGCUUAUAUUGCUAUUUAUUCCAAACACACCAGUGCUGUUACUGCUGCCACAAAUCUAUAACAUAUUGCUCCCUGUAAUGGAAAAACCUAGCAGACACUCGGUGCUCAGUGUACGCUCUCAACGUGGUGCAGACUUGGACAUCAGAUGGAACGCCAGAAAAAAAUGUAAUAUCUUAGCCACCAGAAAUAAUGUGCUUAGAGUGACAUGCUUGUACCAGGGGUUCCGCGGAGUCUUAAAGAGUGUAAAAUUUCAAAAUCAAACUUUUUAGACCUGAAAAAGUCUUAAAUUAACUUAAGUAUUGUGUUCUAGGUCUUAAUUUUUCUACGUCCAUGUAACGCUACCUCUAAUGCUCUUUUUUUUUUUUUAAUGUAUUCUGUUGUCUUGUAGUUCUUUCUCUCGCUAGUCCAAAUAUAAUUCCGCUGUAUUACAACUACACACUUUUAUUGCAGCCAAUCAGCUUUCGUGUUAUUGGUGUGACCGUGCGAGUAUCUUUGGGAUUGUACUACAGACAUAAAAUUGAUUUUAUUCUUCAGCUAUGGGGGCUUGAAAAAAACAUUAUUUGGAAACAUUAUUUUAAGAUUCAAAAGAAUCUUUUGUGUUGCUUUAAGAAAUCUAAAUAAACUAAGAUCUGUAGUUUUACCAACUAAACUUGAGAUGCUUAUUAUUAUUAUUAUUUACAUGCCUUCACCUCGUCUCACAUUGACUACUGUAACGCACUUUUCUCCUCACUUCGUAUGUCUGCUUUUGAUCGUCUUCAGUUAAUCCAUAAUGCUGCUCCAAGACCACUCACUAGGUCAAAUAGAAGAUCUCACAUUACCCCUGUUCUUAACUCUUUACUGGCUCCCUGUUGCAUAUAUUGAAUGGAUUCUGUUUAAAAAUCACGCUCUUACAUACGAGCAUUGCAAGGUCAUAUGUGGCUGAGACACAUAUUGGUCAGCACACUCUCUUAAGGUCUAAUGGGUUGUAUUAACUGCCUAGCCCACGCACUUGCUUUAACACCUGUGGUGAUUAAGCUUUUGAGUCCGUAGCACCUAUAAACUAUGGAAUGCUGUGCCUCCACCCAUACGGUGUGCCGUUUCUGUGGAUUCUUUUAAAAAUCCGAUAAAGACAUACCUGUUUGGACUGGCGUUUGGUUGACCUGUGUGCACUUUGUGUAUUAUGUCAUUUGAAUUGUGUUUUUGUUAUGUAUUAUAUUUUCUAUGUUUUUUAUGCCCCUGUAAAGAACUUUUUGAUUGUAUCUGUGAAAAGCGCUUUAUAAAUAAAAUUCACCUACUUACUUCUCCACUGGAACUUAUAGGCCAUAGGAUAUGAAUGACAGCAUUUUCAUACUCAUCAAAGCCUUCAUUUACUCUUGUUCUGGCACAGCAGUCUGCACACUUAAUGAUUGUUGAGGAGUUUUUAAUUGUUUUUGUGAUGUUUUACUUACACGUGUGUGUGUCAUUUUUCUACAGACUUUUUUGUCUGUAAAUAAAUUGAACUAAAA
Molecule: messenger RNA, 4558 nt
Organism: Perca fluviatilis (European perch)
Lineage: Eukaryota; Metazoa; Chordata; Actinopteri; Perciformes; Percidae
Gene: mocos
Product: molybdenum cofactor sulfurase
Exons: 15
Coding region: 132-2660 (842 amino acids)
Biological process (GO): Mo-molybdopterin cofactor biosynthetic process
Molecular function (GO): molybdenum ion binding; pyridoxal phosphate binding; molybdenum cofactor sulfurtransferase activity
Source: RefSeq, a predicted model, not a curated record